ACCUUUAUUACUUGUUCGCUUUAUUGUGUGUGGGUGUACUGAUUGAGGUUAUAGAUCCCGGAGCGAAUUAAAAAUAAUUUAUUAAAUUUAGACGGUCAUGAGGUUUACCAGCCAAUGAAAUUCAUAUUGCAAUGGCUUUACUCGGGGCUCAGCUGGUAAUAACACUGAUAAUGGUAUCAGUGAUACAAAAGCUUGGUAAUUAUUCGUUCGCACGAUGGCUAUUAUGUUCCCAAGGAUUGUAUCGCUAUCUAUACCCAGAUAACAGUGAAUUAAAGGCUUUGGCGGGAGUUCCUAAGGAUAAGCCGAAAGGCAAAAAAGGUGGGAAAAAUGAAUCAAAUGGAAAGCCGGAAACGUUUCACAUACCACGUAGCUUGGAUAUACAGUUAGAGAUCGCUCCAGUUACUCCCUUGGAUGUGGUUCACUUAAGGUUUUACACAGAAUACUUAUGGAUAGUAGAUUUUUCAUUAUACACAGGUAUUGUGUAUAUAAUGUCAGAGAUUUACACAUCAAUAUUCCCUUUGAAAGAUGAAUUCAACUUAAGUAUGGUGUGGUGUCUGCUAGUUGUACUCUUUUCAUUUAAAAUCCUUCUAUCUCUAACAAAGCAAUAUUUCACAAGUGAAGAAUCCAUUGGAGAAAGGUCGACAUGUAUUGUCGCUUUCUGUGUAUUUUUGCUUAUUGCUAUGAUGGUGCUCAUUGUGGAUGAAAGCAACUUGGAGGUUGGUGUGGAUCCAGCAUAUGAUAGCUUCUACGAAAAUGCAUCUAAGUUUCUGGAAAAUCAAGGCUUAGCAUCAGUGGGUCCAGCAUCCAAGUUGAUUUUGAAACUAUCAUUGGCAGUGUGGGCAGCUAUUGUUGGCACUUUAUUUACUUUCCCAGGCCUAAGAGUUGCAAGAAUGCAUUGGGAUUCAAUGAGCGCGUGCCGGUGUCGCGCGAGCGCGUCGCUGUGCUGCGCGGCGGCGCUGGCGCUGCUCUGGCUGCGGCCGGUGGCGCGCCGCUACCUGGCGGGCCGCGUGUUCUCGGGGAUGACGGAGCCGCUAAUGACAGAUCAAGCUUUUGACACACUCCGCCUUGUACUUGUGAUUGGCACAGUAUUGUUCCGAAUCGCUUUAAUGCCUAGACUGCUGCAAUCGUAUCUAGACAUGGCUCAACGUAGACUAGACGUACAAAAGAAGGAGGCAGGCAGAAUAACAAAUAUUGAUUUGCAGAAAAAGAUAGCAUCAGUAUUUUACUACCUAUGUGUAGUGGCUUUACAAUAUAUAUGUCCAAUAAUAAUGUGUCUAUACUUAGCCCUGAUGUAUAAGACACUGGGAGGGUACUCGUGGAGUGCAUUAUUUUACAAACAGGAGGAGAUGAUUGUGGAAGAGAAACCGGUUGUGAAUUUAGAAGGCAUGGAACAAUUUCAAAUGGCUUGGGAAAAUUUAAAAAUGGUGUUUACUGAGGACGUUUAUCGCGGUGUAUUCGGUUUCGCUACCUGGUGGUGCUGCUUUGCGUGGUUCCUUACAACCGCAUUAGGUUCCAUGUACCAAACUUACUUCAGAAUCUCAUGAUCUUCGAUCUAGUCGUA
Vanessa atalanta (red admiral) is the source of this 1561-nucleotide messenger RNA. It is a transcript of the gene emei, whose product is annotated as transmembrane protein 161B. The transcript has 9 exons. The record is from RefSeq and is a predicted model, not a curated record. The coding region runs from base 132 to 1544 and encodes 470 amino acids. NCBI's taxonomy places the organism in Eukaryota, Metazoa, Arthropoda, Insecta, Lepidoptera, Nymphalidae.